Molecule: messenger RNA, 6954 nt
Organism: Gadus macrocephalus (Pacific cod)
Lineage: Eukaryota; Metazoa; Chordata; Actinopteri; Gadiformes; Gadidae
Product: coiled-coil domain-containing protein 88B
Exons: 13
Coding region: 429-5765 (1778 amino acids)
Source: RefSeq, a predicted model, not a curated record
GGCAGACCACGUUACUGUAAAUUAAAAAUCAGUAAAAAAAAAAAAAGAUAUAUUAGAAGCACGUAGGCCUACCUGUGCAAUAUAUAUUAUUUCUUAAUUAGCUUAAAACUUUUGUUCACAACGAGAUAGCUAACGUUGCUACGCUAGACGGUCCAACCGAUCCCUAGAUCCCAUCGAUGUCGUAGUAGAGUUGCAGGCUGUGCAGAAAGGUGGCUUACGCUCAAGCUCUGCUCCCACCCCGUCCACUGCAACCCGACACGGGACGGGACCAGGUCGGCUAGCUCAAUUAGCCAAGUUAGCCCUUCUAGUGCCUCGGGAGAAUCAAACCAGCACACGUCUCAACCGGACCUUUACAUCGCGGCGCUAGAGCUCCCGAGGAUCGAAGAGACAGCGGUCUGUGUGCGUGUCGUGUGAUAUGACACCACUGCAUGGUUACCUUAGAAACCAGAGCUCCACUGCAGACGGUGGACAUCAAGUUGGGUGGUUCUGGAAGAAUGGCUGCUCAGGUGGAGCUCCAGGCCGGGGAGGUUGGAAGGACGGGUCUGAGGGGUCGCAUGCACCUCAGUCCUCUGAUUGACUCCAGCAACAAGGGCCUCGGUGAGAGCAUUAUCAUGGACCCUACCAAACCUGCGCCUGGCCCAAAGCCCCGACUAACCCCAAAGCCCUUCGUCCUGGAGAGGAACACUACAAUCAAACCGAUACUGGCCCCUAAGCCCCACAACAAGGUCCACCGCGAGCCCACCCAGACUGUUGGCUACAAACCCGACCCUCCCACCCCCCCUAAGCCCCAGCAGUCCGCCGUGGGGUCCAAACCGAGGCCGGUGUCAACCAACCCUGGCCGCCCUUCCUCUACCGCAAAAAACUCUGCUAUGCCGAGCGCUGGGCAAACUACCAAGCCAGUGGUCCCUCCUUUCAAACCAGCACCUCCUCUCACUCAAGGGGACUUCCGCAAACCCACACCUCCUAAACCAGCACAACGUCAGAAAAGUGACGCAUCUGGAUUGUCCUUUUCAAGGAGCCCUAAAAAGUCCCCCGCAGCGGAGUGGUCCGGAACGACCAAGAAGGAGGAAGACAAAGACAGGAUAUACUCCCAAAGCCCAGCGGGGACAUCCAUGACCAGGGCUAAGUCGAUGGGAUUCCUCAAUCAACUCAGCCAGGAGGAGAAGCCGGAGGAAACCAAACCACAGUCGGUGGCCCUCCGACCUCAGCCCAGGGGCUCGCGGUCGAGGCCUGUGUCGGCCAUCUUCCUUCCCUCCUCUUCUCCGAACCCUGAGGCCCCAGUCCUUUCUCCCCGCUGGGAGGGGCGACGUCCCCUCUCGGCCGACCUCACAGCGAGGUUCGAGUCUGUCAACCUUUCACUGCAUCGCAAGAACCCACCGGUGGACAGCGAGGAGAACACAGAGCUGAGGAUGCCAACGAGCCUGGACAGAGCCUCCCGACCGGAGGGGGCCACACUGGCCUCUCGGGCUGCUGCCAAGCCCCUCCCCGCACAGACGGAGGGCAUUGAGAAGAAGAAGGUUGUGGAGGUCAAGAAUGAGGAGGAUGUGGCUGGGGCGUCCAGCAUCAAGAGACGCAUCAGUCUUCUCCUGGAUUCCUCCUCCUCCUCUUCUUCUCCUUCAACGGGGGCCAUUGACCAGGGUUCCACUCCUCAGCCAAUCGCAGAGCCAGAAGCAGCACCACCGGGUAUCAAGCAGCGGAUCAAAAAGCUGACUGAGGACGUACCCUCCGCCCCCAGUCCUCCGACUAAGCCAACGGUCAAGCCUCUGGACCUGACGACAAGGUUUAUAUCUGAAAGGUCGACCGACCUUUGCAGCCCCUCCCUCAGUGAACCAGAACAUUCUUUCAGGGCUGACCGAGAUCCUCAGCAGAGGGUCAAAGAGCCGGCUGUCCACCCUGGUGACCAGAAGAGAAAGACGGAGCCCGCUUCUCCCUCCGUCCCCGCCGGGUCGGACACGGGAACGUCCUCUAAAGACGGCCGACUCGGUGGCGAGACGCAGACGGUCCGGGCGUCGCUGUUCGAGUACAUGAUCGAACGGCGCAGCGUGCUGGUGGUGGAAGGCGACGACCACAAAGAGCCGGUCGCGGUUGCGGUCGGGUCCUCCGCCCCCCGAGUGCCCGCGGAGGACGACGGGACGCUGGUCACCGCCACGUACCGGGAGCCGGAGUCCCCCGCCGGCCUGCUGCGCGUGUCGCACUCCUUCGACACGGUGCCGGCGGUGGAGGGCAGCAGGGCAGUGAGCGAGAGCCUCCCGCUGGCGUGCCUGGAGGACAAGGCCAUGACCCUGCGCUCCCGCCGCUCAGACGUUGGCCGGGGGUCCGCAACGGCCAGGGUGGCGCCGGAGCACCAGGCGGCCCCCGUUCAGGGAGGGCCCGCCGUUGGCCUGGAGGUGCAGCCGCGUUACCUGAGAGUCGGAGCGCUGCCCAAGUGGAACGCCGCAGACACAGAGCAGGAGGACGGGGCCGGGGGUAGGCCAACGGCUCCGGAGGCGGAGGCGGAGGAAGCGGCCCCCAAGCGUCUUAAAAUGCUUGGGACGGACGACCAACCCAAACCCAAGGCGACGUACUUUGCACUGACGGGACAAAUACAGGAGGCUGUGAGUCCCGGGGACAGUGGGCUGGACAGAUGGUUCGCCAAGGCCGAAACCCUGCAGGACCCUCCUCCACUGCGGUCUGGGCCUUCGGCCUCCCAAGGGAGGAGCGUCCCAAUGAGGAACCCUUCGUUUGAGGAGGUUCUCGGGAAGAACCAAAGUCCGGUUCGGGAGCCGGUUCGGGAGCCGCCGUGGCCCAUGCAGGUGACUGACGAACGGAUGGUGGAGAUGGAAAGACAGAGGGAUCAGAGUUGGAAGGCUGAGAGGACGACGACCAGGACAGGCGAGCUGGAGAUGCUGAGGCAGGUGGAAAUAGAACGGCAUCAGCAUUUAGAAUUUGCCCGCAUGAAGGAGAGGCAGCGAGAGCUUGACCGGCAGCAGAAGCAGGCGUCGAUGGACAAAGAGCAACAGAGACUACGGGCUCUGGAAAGGGAGAAGCAACAACUCACCGAGAGAGAGAAGCAGCAGGAUUUGGAAAAACAGAGAGAGGUGGAGAGAGAGAGACAGCGCAACCGGGAUAGACAAAGGGAGCUUGACAAGGAGAAGAAGCAGCUGGAGAUUCAGUGGGAGCGUCAGCAGCACGACAAAGAUUUGGAGAGGAUCAAGGAGAUGGAGAGGAGAGAGUUAAUGGAGUUUGAGCGACAGCAGCAGGCGGAAAGGAGACAGAAAGAGAAGGAAAAGAGGAAGCAAGAAGAAGUGAACAAAAUCCGACAUGCUGCCAUACAACAACAAGAAGAGAGACGGAGAGAACUAGAUAGACGGAGAGAGACGGAGAGACAGAGAGACCUCGAGAAGGAGGUAGAGAGACAGGGGGAGAUAGAGAAAGAGAGACACAGGGAGAUUGAGCGAGAGCUCCAGAGGGAGGCACAGAGACUGGGGGAGCUAGAGAGACUGAGAGAUCUAGAGAAAGAGAGACAGAGGGAGACAGAGAGACAGAGGGAGCUGGAGAGACAGAGGGAGACAGAGAGACAGAGGGAGGUGGAGAGACAGGGAGAGAAACUACGGCAGGCUGCCAUACAGCAAGAAGUAGAGAGAAUGAGGGAUCUAGAGAGACAGAGGGAGACAGAGAGACAGAGGGAGCUAGAGAAAGAGAGGGAGCUAGAGAGACACAGGGAGCUAGAGAAAGAGAGACACAGGGAGCUAGAGAGACACAGGGAGCUAGAGAAAGAGAGACACAGGGAGCUAGAGAGACAGAGGGAGCUAGAGAGACAGAGGGAGCUAGAGAAAGAGAGACAGAGGGAGCUAGAGAGACAGAGGGAGCUAGAUAAAGGGAGACAAAGGGAGCUGGAGAGACAAAGAGAGGUGGAGAGACAGAGGAAAUAUGAUUUUGAGAAGGAACAUCAGAAGCAGCUGGACUAUGAGAGACGGGAGCUGGAGAAACAGAGUUUAAAGCAGGAGAAGGAGAGGCGGCAGAAGACUGAGUUGGAGGCGGCGAUGGAGAUGGAGAGGCUUCAGCUCCUGGAGCUGGAGGAGAGGAAGAGGCUGAGGGAGAAGAGGGGGAGAGAGGAGGCCGAAAAACUACGGCGGGUCGCCAAGCAGCAGGAGUCGGAGAGGCAGAGGUUGACGGAGAAGAAGCGGAGGGAGUCUCAGGAGCAGCUCGCGCUGGACCCAUCGCCUCUCAGGCCCAGGGUCCUGGAUCUGGACUCUGCGUUACGAGACGACCCGUUUUCCAAAGCCCCUUCCCCCCAGCUCGACGCUGCGGCCCGCUGGAAACGCCCUUCCCCGAGAGCGGAGGAACCGUAUAAACCGGCCAUUCUGGACAUGGACUCCUUCACUUCACAGACCCAGCCCUCGCCCAGCAGAGAGGCCCCCCUCCAGUUCCCGGACCGCUCGCGGCCCCUCACCCCCGAGAGGGACGGUAUCCGCGACGUGCCACUGGACACCUUGAAGGGGCGGCUGAGCCCGGAAUGGGUGCCCUCCCCCCAGGACCCGUGGGAGCUGAUGCCCGCCAUGGAGAUGUCUGUCGACGUCCCCGCCGGACCAGACACCCCCAGGAGGGCGGCGGGCGGAACCAUCCUGGAGCAGCUGCUGUACCGGCAGGGGGAGCGCCGGCCGGCGGCGGAGAGGCGCUGGUCGGCUCUGGUGGACGAGCGCCCGCCCUCGGGCCACACGCUGCAGAGGGACGCCUCGGACUCGCCGGGGCCCGCCGGCCCGGAGCAGGUCUGGUUCCCCAGGGUGGAGGAGCCCCCCGCCCCCCGGGCAGAGCCCCGCAGCCAGAGGAGAUCACACGGGUCCAAGGAGCUGAACCGGCUGCGGUCCCGCAGCGUGUGCCGCCGCUCCGCCCCGCCGGAGGGCCCGGUGGAGGUCAGCCUGUCCAGGAUGAGGAGCCGCAGUGCCCACAGGGAGGGGGACCGUCCAGGCUGGGUGAAGCUGCAGCACCAGGGGUCUGGGGAGGAGGAGCUGAAGGACCCCGACACGCUGGUGCAGGAGUCGGACAGCCAGUACGGCACCUGGGAGACGGGCCUGCACACGGACGACAGCCUGACCCCGGCCACGCCCACUUCAGACGGCGCCCUCUCCCCUUCGCCAGGGAAGCCCUCUCCCUCCCACACGCCGGCCCACCAUGGCCUGCCCUCCGAGCUGGACGGCUCUGCCGGUCUGCCCCCGACAACCCCGGCCGAGAGCCAGCCGCUCUCCUUACCAGAGGUGUCCACGGUGCUGCUUGACACCAGCGUGCUGCGCUCCAGGGCCCAGCUGGGGAAGAGACGGGCCCCGCGCUCCCGCCCCACCAGGACCGCCCCGCCCCAGGGAGAGGGCGGAGCCACCGACGACUGGCGCUUCAGAGACUCCACAGAAUGUGACGCCUCCAUUUUGUUGACAGAUGAGAAGCCGGAGUUCAAGGAGGACCCUGAGGAGCAGACAAGAGAAGUGGAGCCCCGCGCCACAACCAAUGCAGUCUCCCAGCCCCAGAGGAUCCCCCUGUUCCCUGGGAUGGACCCUUCCGCUCUCAAGUCGCAGCUGAAGAAGAGGGCCGACUCUGACAACCUGGUCGAUGUGGGGACUCCCUCUCCCUCCCAGUUGUCUCGAUCGCCCAAGUCCCCCUUCCUCCCGCGAGCCACGCGUGUGCUGCCCCCUUCUGGUGGUAGAGAGAACGGUUUGGAGGACUCUCCUCAGUGGCUCAAAGAGCUGAAAUCCAAGAAAAGACUGAGUCAGUAUGACUACGACGAUUCUAAAUAGAUAAGAAGGUGGCCUUAAAACCCAAGAAUCUCUGAACGAAACGGAGGCCUUAACCUUUGACCCUGGACCCCGGGCCAGAGAGAUGUUUGGAGUAGAUUCUACUACUGCUGAUGCUGCUAACGCAUUUCUACUCCUUUUUUUAUUAUUUCCGAAAAACAGGAUCAGAUAUUUUUGCACGGUGCCUUUGCUUUCCUUCUCCCCGGAGAGUGUCAAACGGAUGGCACGACGAAAACAUUGAAUAUCUUAUUGCUUCAUCACUGAUUAAUCAUCAUCUUUUACACUUUAUCACCGACCACGACCACAAAAGACGAGCAAAAAAAAGAAUGUCCUGUCCGGCUGCACUCCAGAGAACGGUCGUCUGAGAAUAGCGUGAGCAGCGGCGCCACCCGACAACGCCACCCGACAACGCCACCGACCACCCGGUCGUGCUUCAGUAUUCACGGUUUGGAGGGGCUCUCCAGUCCUCUGCCGGCGUUCAGUCUUCCUUGUAUUCAGUGAGCGUACCGACGGUUGUGGACGUGUUCGUACCUGCUCACUGCACAGAAGCAUAUCCAUAAGCUUAACAUUCCACAUGAUCGGACCCCAGCGCCGCGGCGGAUGUCCCUACCAGCUGGGGGGGGGCGUUGUGCGUUACCCUACUGCUAAACGCUGUAUUUGUAUCGACACUAUUUUUUUGUCAACACUAUAGAGGCCGGCUGGGUCUUCAAUCAUGUAACACUCCUCUACAUUCUAACAAGGCGUCUCGGCGCCACUGUUUAUUUUUGUAUUCUACGGGUUAAUCAUUUUUAUUUUCUCUAUCCUAAGUAAGUUGCGGAAAGAAGUGGCCCAUAUGUGUGUAUGCAUUUACUUUAAGGAACACUGUUAAAAGCUGAUUUUCUUGAGCACUGAGUGAACAAAGGGAAUCCUCUCUGUAAGUCAAUCAUCUUCCAGGGCGGGGAAACUUGAUCCAUUCACUACAUGACGUUCAUUAGCUCCUGCUGCCUUGUUGUAUUCCCUUGGACCCCACCCCCCCCCCCCCCCCCUGUAUCUUUGCUCAAGAGCAAAUCACUACAUCACAUGAGAUGAACCACAUGAGUGAGGGAUGAGACUUAAAGGCCUCUUACGAGACAAAAACAUUCACUCUUUUGAAAAUCUUCAAAACGCGAGAUGAACAUAGUUAGCCCUCCUCCUCCUCCUCCUCCUCCUCCUC